Messenger RNA from Darwinula stevensoni, 2455 nucleotides. The record is from the annotation of a GenBank genome assembly. NCBI's taxonomy places the organism in Eukaryota, Metazoa, Arthropoda, Ostracoda, Podocopida, Darwinulidae.
CCCAAAGUUUCCUAAAUCGGGAUUAUCAAUAUCUUCUGUACGACAUGUUCUCGUUUCCUUAUUUUGCGCUAGAGACGGAAGUUUUCAAUUUAAAUUAAAAGUCCCUGGUCUUGUGAUUGCGAAAUUCUACUCUUUAAACUCGAGUGAGAUCGUGAUGGUUUUCCUGAGGGGACUCGCCAUGAGGGUAUUAACCCUCCUCGGACAAUUCCUGCAGCAAGGCUUCGCACAGUCUCCACCGCAUCUACAGGAAGGAAACUGCCACGUGAAAGACAGGGAACUCCUAUGCCGAAACGUGACGCAUCUGCCGAAGCCACUUCCGGAGGGCAUUCGAUACAUCCACGUGGUGGAUUCCAAUAUUGAUCGCCUCGGGGAGAAACACUUGGAAUCAAUCUCAGUUGAAACUGUGAAGUUCGAGCGGAAUGUGAUCGGGGAGCUGAGUGACGGAGCGUUUCGACUCCUCCCAGGUCUCGUGAAUCUUCACCUGUCUGAGAAUCUCAUCCUUGUUAAUCCGACAUGGUGCACGUUUCUUGGCCUCGAAAACCUCACCAAACUCCAUCUGGAGGGCAAUCAAAUCAGCAUGGAUUCCUAUUUCAACUUCUUCAAAUUCGAUAAAGGAACCACUGCGGGGUGGAAAUUAGGAGAUCUCUGUCAGUGUCAAGUGACUUUCGAAAAAGACUAUAUGUCGGAUUUUUCUCCCUGUGAAGAGCUGACGGUCCUGCCUAAAUUGAAUGUUCUAAUACUUAGCCGCAAUCCCAUCGGAAUCCUACCUGGUGACAUAUUUUUGCCUCUUCGGCUAAGUCCAGUCUCGGUUCUGCACCUAGAAAAGUGUCAGCUGUUAUACGUCGAUGAAGGCACAUUUGCCCCUUUGCAGCGCCUACAAAAAUUAAGUUUGAAGAAUAACAUAGAAUUAGGGAUGAAGUACCUGGCCCGAGCAACGGCUAACAUCAACUGUCAUCACAAUAUAUCUCUUGAUUUGUCCCUGAAUGACCUGAAAGAGGUGCCGUCGGACGUGCUGGUACCAUUGAAUUCUACAUUAACACAGCUCAAUCUGAAGGGGUGCAACUUGGAAACAAUCCAUAAAGGAUCGUUCCCUCAACUACCAGUCUUGGAAAUUCUCGACCUCGCAAUGUGUCGUAUAAGAGAGAUCGAAGUCGGCUCCUUCGAUGCCCUUCCCAAACUCACCCAUCUUGACCUCUCUCAAAAUCGACUCACAGAGGUAUCGAAGUCGGUGAUGCUGUCCACUCUCAUCUCCCUGACACUGGACAAUAAUCCGUCCUAUGAAUUGAUCGAGACCUGGCACGGAUCCCAUGGUAGCUACGACGGCUACGACGACGGCUUUGAAAUUCCGCCUUUUGAGAACAUGGACAGCCUAAGAGCUCUCUCCCUAGCGCGGAGCACCAUCAAAGCGCACAUCGCCACGACUACGUUCAUGGGUCUGCAGACGCUGAGACGACUGGAGCUUUCUGGAUGUGGUCUAAAAUCGAUCGAGGCUGGAUCUUUCUCCACCCUUGUAUCGCUGGAAUAUCUUGGCCUAUCCAAAAAUCAUUUGAAAAUUGAAAGCGACGGGAUAUUCUUGGGUCUGAACUCACUCGUCUCCCUCUUUCUUCACGACAACGAUCUCAGCUUCACAGGAGCCACGUCGCCCUUCACAAAUAUGAGCAAUCUCAUCGUUCUUGUAUUGACUGAGAACCUCAUCACGCAUUUGAACGAAAACCUAUUGGUGGGGCUGGAGAGCUUGAGGAUUCUCAUACUGACGGACAACUAUAUCCAAGCUUGGAAUUCGCCGGUUCUCGGAGCCACGAGGAGUCUGGAUACCUUGUGGCUCGAUCGGAAUAAAUUGAUGCGAGUCACCAAGGCUAUGCUGAAAGACUUUGAAAAUUUAGCAAAACUGGAUCUCUCGAGAAACCCGUUCAAGUGCAACUGCGAACUCCAUGAUUUCUAUAGGUGGGCCUUGGAAAACGAAGAAAAACUUCAACACUGGCACAAUGAAGAGGCUUACACCUGUUGGGAAACGGACAACACCUAUUAUUCUCUAUUGCUCGACGGAGAAGAGAUCUUCCGGAACUGCGAGACCGGCGUCAUGGCACUCGACCAGGGGCCGUCUCUCCUUGCACGCUUCGUGAUGGCCAUCGGUUUUUCCGUCCUUGUCGUCCUCGUUUCCAUCGUCGGAUACUUUUCUUAUCGGAGGGGGUGGUGCCAAAUAUUUCUACCUCCAAACUGGGGAUAAAAGGGUUUGUGCGGCUAUAGUGAUUCCAGAACGAUCCCUACGCACAAUUUCACAAAAGAGAAAACACUUACUGUUGCUUAAAAUACUAUCUCCUUUGGAACCCUCUAAUUGCUUCAAUUCGUCAAUAUCUACGUAUAUUCCUAUCUCCUGCCAACAUAUUUUUCUAUUCAGCCAAAAAACAGUAUAAAGAACUCGGCAUAUACCUUGUAGGAACCAUGCGAAAUAUCA